Molecule: messenger RNA, 1041 nt
Organism: Prunus armeniaca (apricot)
Lineage: Eukaryota; Viridiplantae; Streptophyta; Magnoliopsida; Rosales; Rosaceae
Source: the annotation of a GenBank genome assembly
AUGGAGUCAACGACCCCUAAACUCCUCUUGAAGCUUAUUCUCCUCCUCUUCGUUUCUGGGUUCUUAUUGUUUCAACUUUUCCCUCUAGCCUUCCUUCUUCACAUCCCACCCUUAUCAUCACCAACCUUCAUUAUUAGUUCUAAUCCAAGCUCUCUAUUUCCCAAAGAAGCUUAUACCACCAAGUCAGGCUACCUCCCAGUCAAUUCCACCACAUCUUCUUCUAUUUUCUACACCUUCUAUGAAGCUCAGAGCCUCCUCUUACCCGAUCUCUCACAAACCCCACUCAUCAUUUGGCUCCAAGGUGGCCUUGGCUGCUCCUCCUUGUUUGGUAAAUUCAUGGAGAUCGGUCCUUGGUACGUCAACCUUCACAAUCAUCAUAAUCAUCGUCAGCUACCAUUUUUUGUGCUCGAACCCAACCCUGGUGCUUGGAACAGAGAAGCGGAUUUAGCAUCGCCUAAGAAGUUGAAGAAAUCCCAAGAUACCAACUUGCAAUUGCCAAACACCUCUACAUUGCCAUCACCAAGCGAGAGCUAUGCCGGCAAGUUUGUGCCAGCAAUUGGAUACUAUAUAUUGAAGAAGAAUGAUGAGUUAAUGAUGCCUGAUCAUGAUCAUGAUCAGUCUCAGAUUUUAAUUAAUUUAGGUGGCUUGAUCAAUGAGAGGCAGAGGAUUGAGUUGGAGUGGCAUCAGCAGGAGGCAAUCAGGCUGGCCAAAAUAAGGCACUGGAGAGAGGCAACAAAUGCAAGACAUCAGGUGGUGGAUAUGUUGCAUUACAUGACAAGGCUGCCCACUCUGUACAACUAUUCAAAGAAAGCUCCUUAUCACAAAACCCAAUGGGUUAUUGACUAUUUGCACAAUCAAAGGGUUGCAUUGUAUGAAGACAACAUGAAGAGUGUGAAAUACAUGGUGGAAUUGUUGGUGAAGAGGAGCAAGGUUUUGUUGUACCAGGGGCGGUUUGACUUGUGGGAUGGUGUAUAUUCGACUGAGGCUUGGGUGAAGACCUUGCAAUGGGAGGAGAUUGGAAAUUUUCUAUCAGCGGAUUGA